This is a messenger RNA of Carassius carassius (crucian carp), 2836 nucleotides long. Its product is annotated as polypyrimidine tract-binding protein 2-like. Gene Ontology annotation, molecular function: mRNA binding. NCBI's taxonomy places the organism in Eukaryota, Metazoa, Chordata, Actinopteri, Cypriniformes, Cyprinidae. The transcript is spliced from 14 exons. Gene Ontology annotation, cellular component: nucleus. Gene Ontology annotation, biological process: mRNA processing; regulation of RNA splicing. The coding region runs from base 147 to 1691 and encodes 514 amino acids. The record is from RefSeq and is a predicted model, not a curated record.
CCUCUUGUCUGUUUCCGCCUCCAUUUUGUCACUUGUGUGUGUGUGUGUGUGUGUGUUUUGUGUCUCAGCUAAAGCCAGUGAGGAGGAAUAACACACACACACACAGAAACUCUUCAGCUGGUUCAUUUUUACACAGAUCACCAGAAAUGGACGGAAUUGGUGAUGUCGCAGUUGGUGUAAAGAGAGGAUCAGAUGAGCUGCUGGCCGGCAGCAUGUAUAACAGCCCCAGUUCUGGGCUGAGCAGUAUAAGCGAUGCGACAUCCAACGGUAGUGACAGCAAAAAACUUCGAGUUGAAGACAGAGUCGGCGAUGCCCAACUAUCCCGUGUUCUUCACAUUAGAAAGUUACCUAACGAUGUCUCGGAAACAGAGAUCAUUGCCCUGGGGCUUCCUUUCGGAAAGGUCACCAAUAUCCUCACACUGAAAGGCAAAAACCAGGCGUUUCUGGAGCUAAGCACAGAGGAAGCUGCCAUGACAAUGGUCAAUUAUUACUCAGCUGUGACACCUCACAUCCGUAGUGUGCCAGUCUACAUACAGUACUCAAAUCACAAAGAACUGAAGACCGACAAUUCAAACCAGUCAGGUGGGACUCUCACAUCAGGGUCUAACUCUAGCGAUGGUGGUGGUAUGGCCUCCAGUCCAGUGCUGAGGAUAAUCAUUGAUAACAUGUUUUACCCCGUCACCCUUGAUGUGCUGCAGCAGAUCUUCUCAAAGUUUGGCACCGUCAUGAAAAUCAUCACAUUCACCAAGAACAAUCAGUUUCAGGCCCUGUUGCAGUACAGCGAUCCAACCAAUGCGCAGCAAGCUAAAGUGGCUCUAGAUGGUCAGAACAUAUACAACGCCUGCUGCACCCUUCGAAUAGACUACUCUAAACUCGUCAACCUGAAUGUAAAAUAUAAUAACGAUAAGAGCAGGGACUACACAAGGCCGGAGCUUCCUGCUGGGGAUGGGCAGCCCGCUCUGGAUCCCACUGUGAUUUCUGCCCUGGGUAAAGAUUCCACUUCCCUGCUCGGUAAGAUCCCAGGUGCUCUGAGCCCAUUGAGCGCGGCUGCUGCCGCCGCUGCUGCAGCUGGAAGAGUUGCUCUGUCCGGGCACUCGGGGGCUAGCGGAGUGCUGCUCGUUAGCAAUCUAAACGAAGAGAUGGUUACGCCCCACAGUCUGUUUACCCUCUUCGGGGUUUAUGGGGACGUGCAGCGUGUGAAGAUUCUUUUUAAUAAGAAAGACAGCGCACUGAUACAGAUGGCCGAUAUGAACCAGGCUCAGCUUGCGAUGAGCCAUCUAAAUGGUCAGAAGAUGUAUUCAAAGAUCAUUCGCAUUACGAUGUCGAAGCACCAAACCGUUCAGUUACCGAGGGACGGUUUAGAUGACCAGGGUCUCACGAAAGACUUUACAAACUCACCUCUGCAUCGUUUCAAAAAGCCCGGCUCCAAGAACUUCCAGAACAUUUUCCCUCCUUCUGCCACGCUGCAUCUGUCAAACAUCCCGCAAGACAUAACUGAAGAAGACCUCCGAGUCCUGUUCUCCAACUCCGGUGGCACUGUGAAAGCUUUUAAGUUUUUCCAAGAUCAUAAAAUGGCUCUAAUUCAGAUGACAACCAUCGAGGAAGCUAUUCAAUGCCUCAUCGACCUCCACAAUUACAGCAUGGGUAAUAACCACCACCUGAAGGUCUCCUUCUCCAAAUCAACCAUCUAAAGCAACCCGAGAGGUCUUGCUCCCAACUGCUUUUCUAGCGUUACCUGUUGACUGUUUAAAUGCACUGGGGACCACAAUUUCAAGAGUUUCUUUUCCCAAGUUUCAUUCCACAAGAAGCUAUUGAAAGAAGGAAAUAUUGUGACUGUUUUCAAGGUCAUUUUUUACCCCGUUUCCCUGUUGUCAGCGCUCUGACACUUAACCUCUUCAGUGGCGGAAAGGUGUUGUGGUGUCUGCACCUCUUAUAAUAAACCAAAAAGAACGUGCCUUACAAAACCUAAAUUAAUCUUUUCAUACUUCAUAUUCUCAAACCCAAGCAGUCCUCUGAGUGUGAUAUUAGUAAGUUUGGUCAAGACAAAAACAUUUUUUUCCUUUUGCGUCUGAUCCGUAUAAUGUUUGAUGAAAGCCUCUUGGAUGUUUUUUUUUGUUGUUGUUUUUUUCAGUUCCUAAUGUCUGUGACAUUUCAAUUUAAGAAUUGUAAAUAAACCUGUGAUUCCAGUGAUGGUCAUUAUGAGAUGUUAGGCCAAUUCUCAGCCCAUCAAUCCAGUAAAACCUUAUGUUAUUUGAAGGGAAACGAGAAAGAAACCUUUUUAUUUGACAUUUUGCUCAAUUUACACCAUUUGAUCUUAGCUUUUCUUUUAUCUAUGUGCGUUGUCUUUAUCCUAAGUGGAAGGUUAUGCUUUUUUUCUGCAUGUACCAACUGGUGCAUCUUUAUUCCUAGUGUUGCAUGGAUUGGAAAUCACUUCUUUGUGUGAUUUGGAAAGACAACUACAGUGGAAGGGACCAAAGUUUAUGUGCCUAUAGUCUUCAUUUACUCCAAGAUUGAGCAUUUUAGUUUGCUUUUCAGAAGAGAGAAGACUCAAAGAAAGUCUUAUGAGAAGAGUUGGGAAAAUUAAUAACAUUGAUAGGCAAUCUACACUAUGACUUAUUAGAGGGACAAAAAGAUCUUGUCUAUUUUGUUUUAUUUUGUAUUUUUUUAAACUUCUGUAGGAAUGUAUGAUUCGGCAUAGUUUUGGAUGUGGCACAAUUAAAAGACUUUUUCUAACAAAAGCGGGACGAUUUGACUUGGUUGUGUGUUGAUUUCUCUUUCUCUUUCCUGUUUUCUGCUUUUAUCUGUAGCAUGCUCAAUAAACACUUGUGUAGUUCAG